This is a messenger RNA of Perkinsus marinus ATCC 50983, 1209 nucleotides long. RefSeq lists its product as hypothetical. Gene Ontology annotation, molecular function: nucleic acid binding. The record is from RefSeq and is a predicted model, not a curated record. The transcript is spliced from 11 exons. The coding region runs from base 1 to 1209 and encodes 402 amino acids. NCBI's taxonomy places the organism in Eukaryota, Perkinsozoa, Perkinsida, Perkinsidae.
AUGUCCCAGCCCGGAACGCCUGUAGCUUAUUAUCAAACUCUGUACAAUCCAAUAGCACCGGGGACGCCUCAAAUGACCCCGCAGUCGCCCGCCGGUUCAGUGCGUUCCGUUGGAAGUUACGCUCCUAUCGGAUAUACCACUGGUAACUACCCGUCUCCGCCUCCACCAGCACAGGGCGAGUACGGCGCUCCUGUAUAUCAGCUUCCAUACGGAGCGAUCCCCCAACAGCAGCAACAACAACAACAAACAUACGGUUACCCUUCCCCCUCCCCAGUAGCUGCGGCCUACUACGGUGCGUAUAUCGGCAAUCCAGCGAUGGUGCGUAGUACCGGAGGCUCUCCUACGAACAGUGUCUGCUCCCUUUCUUCGGAUAGCGGAAUACCUCAGUCGCCCAUGAUUAACCCUAUGCAAAUGUCCCCGAUGAAUAUAGCGCCUCCGAUGGUUCUCCAAAGAGAUUCGUCCGGUAAUAUGAUAUUACCUCCAGUCGGUUACUUUGUUCGUGAUGCAGAAAAUGUUGAUCCGGAAAAUUUAUGCUAUGCGGAUAUUCGCCAGAACAAGGCUGGUCCGCCCGGUAGUGGCGACAGCGCUCGAACAGGAAAUUUCCGAGAAAUUUCGGAGCAGGAAUAUAGGAAUUUUCCUGAGAGAAAGCAACAACGAGAAGAGGGAUAUCGUCGUGGGAAUCGCCAUCAUCAUAAUAAUAAGCAACAACAAGUUUCGCAGCAAGUUGCUGUUCAUGAGGGUUCGGGAAAAACGUUGAGAACGCUAUUGCAAGAGCUCGAUGAAGAAGAUGAGAAUUGCAUUUUCAUCGUUCGCCGCAUUCACAAGUUCGGAUUCAAAUCGCCGGUGUUUUUGAGGGAAUAUUUUGAGGAAUAUGGGCAGGUGAGGAAGGUGUUGGUCGCACAUUCGCGGCAACUGCAACCCGGUCCGAACGAUACAACGAGAACUAGAUCGCGACCCGCUUCCCUUGGUUUUGUUUUGAUGGCAAAUUCAGAAUCAGUGCAACGCAUUCUCGCGGACGGUCCAGCUCACAUGAUUGCUGAUGUGGAAAUUACGAUUGACCCAGCAGGCGAACAAACACCACAGCAACGUGUUGAACUUCUCGAUGAGCUUGUGGACUUCGUCUCGCAAAUUGAUAACGCGAUAAAUCUCAACAAAAUUGGAGGAAAGAUCAAUAGCAGGAUUGGUUUUGGGAACUGCAUUAAGCAAUAA